Molecule: messenger RNA, 1463 nt
Organism: Microcebus murinus (gray mouse lemur)
Lineage: Eukaryota; Metazoa; Chordata; Mammalia; Primates; Cheirogaleidae
Source: RefSeq, a predicted model, not a curated record
UGGGGGGCAGCGGGGCGGGGCGCUCAGGCCGAGGCUGGAGGGGGGCCUGUGUGCUGGUGGCCGCCCUAGUCUGGCUGGGCUUCCUGCCGGUGCAUGCCCAGUCCAGAUCCCACACACCGUCUUCAUUGGAAGGAUGGCCAGGCCCAGGAGCGUUGGGCAGAGAGAUGGUCUGAGGAGGGAGGGCACAAACCUUCAUCAGUGGUCCUGAGCUGUCUGGUGGCUUCUGGAAACCUUCUGGCACUGCACGUUCACACAGGCCUGUGCUCCUUAAGUAAUAAGGCUGGGAAGAGCCUGACCCCUUGCCCCCUCUGCCAUCUCCCCUGGAGUUGCUGUGGGCUGCUGUUCUCUCUCCCCCUCAUCCAGUGGGGCUUUGUCACAGGGGCCUUGGAGAUUUCCCAGGUGCGAAGUGAGAGGAGGGCUGGGGUUGUCUCCACAGAUUGUGGGAAAAGUGCAGCCAUCGGAGGGUCCCAGGGGAAGAUCUUUGGUGGCCAGAAGGCAGGGCCUGAACGGUGGCCAUGGCAGGCCAGUCUGCUCUACGAGGGCAGGCACAUCUGUGGAGCCGCCCUCAUUGACAGCAAUUGGGUCGCCUCCGCAGCCCACUGCUUCCAAAGGUCCUCUAACCCAUCUGACUACCGGAUCCUGCUUGGGUACAACCAGCUAAGCCGUCCCACAGAGCACAGCCGGCAGAUGACCGUGAAGAAGGUCAUUGUCCACAAAGGCUUUGACAAGCGCCACCGCAUGUCAGACGACAUCACCCUACUGCAGCUACACCGGUCUGUUGAUUUUUCCCCUCAUAUCCGCCCCGUCUGCCUCCCAGAGUCCAACAUGAAAAUGCCAGAGGAGACAUCUUGCUGGAUAACUGGCUGGGGCAUGAUUACCGAGGACAGUGAGUGGCACAGGGCAAGUGACCAACUGCAGGAAGGAGAGGUUGGCCUCAUACCGAAUGAGUUCUGUAAAAACUAUUUCCCAUCUGAAGAUUCCAGCAGCAGCUCUAGCAGAGCCUAUGGUAUCCGUGACGAUAAUGUGUGUGCUGCGGACCUUAUUAAUGGCAAGUCCAUCUGCCGUGGAGAUUCCGGGGGCCCCCUCGUCUGCUGGCUGAAUAGCACCUGGUUCCUGGUGGGGCUGUCCAGCUGGAGCCUGGACUGCCGCAUUCCCAUCAGUCCCAGCGUCUUCGCCAAGCUCACCUACUUUGCCAACUGGAUCAAAGAGAACAAGGUGAACACACCAGAGCCCGAAAAUGCCCCGACUCCUCCUGAGGAGAAGCCCCCAGCCCUGGGCGGCAACCUGUCUUCUCUGGGCACCGUCCACAGGCCUGGGGUCUGCAUGGCCCUGGUGUCCUCACAGACCUUGCUCCUGCUGCUGGGUUUCCUCAGAAGCCUGUGACAUGUUUCCACCUCUGGGCUCUCCUGUCCUUCUGAGGCUGUCCCUGUCCAAGGCUGAGAAAAUAAAAACAACCAAAGGAG